Molecule: messenger RNA, 3723 nt
Organism: Cyprinodon variegatus (sheepshead minnow)
Lineage: Eukaryota; Metazoa; Chordata; Actinopteri; Cyprinodontiformes; Cyprinodontidae
Gene: cyp26b1
Product: cytochrome P450 26B1
Exons: 7
Coding region: 903-2441 (512 amino acids)
Biological process (GO): sterol metabolic process
Molecular function (GO): heme binding; oxidoreductase activity, acting on paired donors, with incorporation or reduction of molecular oxygen; iron ion binding
Source: RefSeq, a predicted model, not a curated record
CACACACUCUUUGCACACACACACACACACGCGCAUUGAGGGUGACUUGUAUAUGCAGCCAACAGAGAGAGAGAGAGAGAAGCGCUCCGAGAGACAGAAAGGUGCACAGAAAGGAGAGUGGACGGCAGAAGCAGAAAGAGCGCAGCAGCAGCAGCAAGACGGAGCAUCUCUUGUGCAUCACUGCAGCUUCACGGAUCUUAAAACAUCUCCAACUCCUCACAGAGGCUCGUAAACAUUUUUGAAAAAAACAUAUUUUUAAGUUUUGGACCUGAAUAACGCGAUUUCUGGAAGAGUUUCUCCUUUAAAAGCAACUUUUUUCCAUCCAUUCCAGAAGUUUUUAUAAAAGUUGAAACUUUUAUUGACUCUAGGUUCGGCUUUACUUUUUUUCCCCCACGUGUCCUGGCCAUUUUGCAAUUAUUUCCCUUCAGAUUUCUAGACAUUUUAUUCUUUAUAACUCUUAUUUUUGAAUUCAAUAACUCCCAUAAAAGACUAAAAAUGAACUUUCAAACACCAGGAGCGUCCCCAGUCAGGUGUGAUUCUAGUCUCAGAAGUUUAAAUCAUUAAAUCAAACUAACUUUUGGUGGUUUAAUUUGAUUUUCCUGAAAGUUUGAGAUAAAAGCGUCACCUGUUGCAUCUCAUCACCUCUACUUUAGGCGAAUUGCGCUCUGGAGACGCUAAAACGCCUCUUAAAGAUUAUUCUCAGAACAUAAUCCAUAUCAUAUCUUUACAGUUCAUUCAUUCUCAGAGCAAAAUCCUACCGCUUUUAACUUCCAGGAGAGUUUGGUGUGCGUAAAAAGGCGCUGCGUUGUUUUUACGCACAAAAAAAAUCACCACCCAAAUCCACAAUUUGUGUCCCAGACUUUUUAAAGCUCUCUUUAAUCCUCCCGCCCGUCAUCCUCGUCAUGCUGUUCGACAGCUUCGACCUGAUCUCGGCUCUGGCCACACUGGCCGCCUGCCUGGUGUCCAUGGCGCUGCUGGUCGCCGUCUCCCAGCAGCUCUGGCAGCUCCGGUGGACGGCCACCCGGGACAAGAACUGCAAGCUGCCAAUGCCCAAGGGCUCCAUGGGCUUCCCCUUCAUCGGUGAGACCUGCCACUGGUUGGUACAGGGUUCGGGCUUUCAUGCAUCGCGUAGACAGAAGUACGGAAAUGUGUUCAAGACCCACCUUCUCGGCCGUCCCCUGAUCCGAGUGACGGGAGCCGAGAACGUCCGUAAGGUCCUGAUGGGGGAGCACACGCUGGUGACGGUUGACUGGCCCCAGAGCACGUCCACACUGCUGGGGCCCAACUCUCUGGCCAACAGCAUCGGAGACAUCCAUCGCAAGAAGAGGAAGGUGUUUGCUAAAGUGUUCAGCCAUGAAGCCUUGGAGUCCUACCUCCCAAAAAUCCAGCAGGUCAUCCAAGAGAGCCUCAGAGUAUGGAGCUCCAACCCUGAACCCAUCAAUGUCUACAGGGAGAGCCAAAGGCUAUCAUUCACCAUGGCGGUAAGGGUGCUGCUGGGCUUCAGAGUGGGGGAGGACGAAAUGAGACACCUGUUUUCAACCUUUCAAGACUUUGUAAACAACCUCUUCAGCCUGCCUAUUGAUCUACCGUUCAGUGGCUACAGGAAGGGUAUUCGUGCACGAGACACCCUUCAAAAAAGCAUAGAAAAAGCCAUCAGAGAAAAGCCUUUGCGCUCCCAGGGGAAGGAUUAUAGUGAUGCUUUAGAUGUCCUGAUGGAGAGUGCCAAAGAGAACGGCUCUGAGCUUAGCAUGCAGGAGCUCAAGGAAUCAACCAUCGAGCUGAUCUUCGCUGCCUUCGCCACUACUGCCAGCGCAAGCACCUCCCUUAUCAUGGCGCUCCUCCGCCACCCUCAGGUUCUGGAGCGCCUCAGGGAGGAGCUGAGAGGCAGGGGACUCCUCAACAAUGGCUGCCUCUGUCCUGAAAGAGAGCUGAGGCUUGAUACGAUCGUCAGCCUGAAGUACCUGGACUGUGUCAUCAAGGAGGUGCUAAGACUGUACACGCCAGUCUCUGGUGCUUACCGAACAGCCAUGCAGACCUUUGAACUAGAUGGCGUCCAGAUUCCCAAGGGCUGGAGUGUUAUGUACAGCAUUCGUGACACUCAUGACACAGCGGCUGUCUUUAAAGACGUGGAGGCCUUCGAUCCUGACCGCUUCAGUCAGGAGAGGAGCGAAGACAAAGAGGGCCGCUUCCACUAUCUGCCGUUUGGUGGUGGCGUUCGAUCCUGUCUGGGAAAGCAGCUUGCCACACUUUUCCUUCGCAUUCUAGCCAUCGAACUGGCCAGCACAAGCCGCUUUGAGCUAGCCACUCGCCACUUCCCACGUGUUGUCACGGUUCCUGUGGUUCACCCUGUCGAUGGGCUAAAGGUUAAGUUCUACGGCCUGGACUCCAACCAGAACGAGAUUUUGGAAAAGUCAGAAGAACUGCUUGGCACAACUGUUUAAUAAGGGCAUGUGCUUAUGAGGGGGGAGUGGAGAGGUUUGGUGAUGUAAAUCAUUAGAAAGAGGACAGAUGAAAGGAAAAACUAAUAUUUUGGAAUAAUCAUUCCUUUUUCACCUUUGUUCUGCCAAGUUGGAGCAUAAUUUCAGACUCUUCAUGUCUUCUAACAACUGAUGAUCAGGACUUUUCUUUAUGAGAGGAGAAAACUGCCAAAAAGUUAAAAAAUGUGCUCUGUUCUGUGUGUUUUCUGAAGAAUUAUACUUACAGUAAAUGUACAAAAAGCUAUCUAAUAUAAUUUGAAACAGUGUAGUGCACAACAGACUUUUGGUGAGAUGAAGUGUUGAGAUGAGAAAAGUAAUAGUGUGGAAGAGGUGUGAGAUAAAACAGGGUAUAGAGAGAAGGAAUAUAAUUUCAAAACCAUUUUGCCUGUGCUUACAUUCAACAAAUAAUUUUAGGUACAAGAGAUUUUAUGGAAAAAAACAUUUUUCAUUACAUUUUAAGCAUAUCCGGUCAUUUGAAUCAGAAGCUGGCCUUGCACCUUUGAGCUAAAACAUGUAAUAUUCUUUCUGAUACAGGGAUGAAGAGAAAAGAUAAGAAAAAGAAAGAUCAACAGCAAAACCGCUUUGAUUUACUGGAAUUUUUCAGUCCAUGGUAUCUUUGGAAAAAAACCUUUGGUGCUCGUACCAUUAUAGGCAGAAAGCAGACAUUUAUCAUUAAGUUCACAUUACAUAACUGGCAACACAUUCUGCAAAAACAGUUUAAAGAGUGCAUCAAGAAAAAAAAAACUGUUACAUCUUUGUUCGUUAUAGUCCUUUUUGGUUCACCAGUUGUAAAAAAAAAAAAAAUAUGUGCAUCCGAUCUAUGUUUAGGUUUAUGAACCAAGGUUAAACCAUCUUCAUUAGGUUUAGGAUCUAAAUCUGCUUAGUCUGGGACCUGAAUGUUUGUAAAUGGUCAUAUUAAUAAACAAAGCCUACUUAGUUUGGUUUAAGAAUCAAUUAUCUUUAGUUAGGCAACCCAGUUUCUAAUGCCUGAUUGGGUUUAAGAACCAAAUGUAUAUGUCUGAAUCGGAAACAAACAAUCUGAUUCAACCCCAAAAUUGGGGUGGAAAAUUGGUUGACUUACAUAACAGCUGGAUGACAGAUCACACUUAACAAUGUAGUUUAGGGAUCAUGUUUUCAAACAAUGAAUAAUAUAUUUGGUAAUAUAUAAAACCCAUUCACAUAUAUACCUCUGUUUCUCUUUUAAGACAAAGUAAAGCAAUUACAAAAAGAAAAGAAAAAAAUUAAU